AUGGUAGAUCUUGUGAAUCUCAGAAAUCAGGGAGCUUUAGGCAUGGAAAAAUAUGGAAAAUUGAAAACGAGCCUUGAAAUAUUUCUAAUUUUAGAUUCUUUGAAACAUCCUCAACAAUUGAUAUUAAAGCCUCAUACCAUUGAUUAUUUAUUUACAAGGAACAAUCGAGAUGUAAACUAG
Messenger RNA from Clunio marinus, 180 nucleotides. NCBI's taxonomy places the organism in Eukaryota, Metazoa, Arthropoda, Insecta, Diptera, Chironomidae. The record is from the annotation of a GenBank genome assembly.